This is a messenger RNA of Tupaia belangeri chinensis (Chinese tree shrew), 3485 nucleotides long. RefSeq names its product adhesion G protein-coupled receptor F3 (gene ADGRF3). NCBI's taxonomy places the organism in Eukaryota, Metazoa, Chordata, Mammalia, Scandentia, Tupaiidae. The transcript has 14 exons. Gene Ontology annotation, cellular component: membrane. The record is from RefSeq and is a predicted model, not a curated record. Gene Ontology annotation, biological process: adenylate cyclase-activating G protein-coupled receptor signaling pathway; cell surface receptor signaling pathway. Gene Ontology annotation, molecular function: G protein-coupled receptor activity. Bases 1 to 2979 code for a protein of 992 amino acids.
AUGGUCUGUCCAGCUGCCCCCCUGCUGCUCCUGGCCACCUCUCUGCCCCUGCUGGGGUCCCUGGCUACCCAAGCGUCCCUACCUGGACAGAGUCAGGCUGGAGGGGAACCUGGCCAGCACCCGAACCAAGAGAGCAGAGCAGGGGAGUCAGUCCUGGUCUCUGUCUAUGUCCACCUGGACUUUUCCAAUGAGACCUGGCUACCAGCACUGUCCCAGACACUGGCUCUCCCUGUGGCUUCCUUUCCCCCAAUGGCUCUCACCAGCCUCAGCCUCACAACAGAGUGCGGCGUUCACCAUGAAGGGCACAUGUACUGUGCUUGCCUCUCCGGGUACCAGUGGAACGCCAGCAUCUGCUCCCGUCACCCUCCUUGCCAACGCCCCCACAGCCAGCAGCCUUGUGGCUGUCUCGUCUUUGUCCCACCCGAACACGGGCACUGCCAGCUGCUGCCGCCUGGGGCCCCUGUCUCCUGCCCCGCUGCAGUCCCCGGAAUCCUGCGCCUGGACUCCCAGCUGCCGAUGCCCGGCCACACGCUGACCCUGACGCUCCUCCUAAGCCAGGAGGUCACGGAGCUGAGCUGGUUCUUGAAGCGCCUGGGGAGACCCAAACCCAUCCUCUUGCAGCCAGGGACACAAGUGUCCUUGACCUCCAGCCAGGGCCAGGCCGUCCUCAGCAUCAUCAACGUGUCCCGGCACUGGGCGGGUGAGUACACAAGCUCCUUUGAGGCCCAGGGAUUCAGGUGGGAGCUGUACCAGGCCGUGAGGGUGCCUUUGCAGGCGACAGACGUGACUCGCCUCCCAGACCAGCUCUCCAUCUCCUGCGCCACCUCCCCUGACUUCCAGCUGAGCUGCUGCAUCCCCCGCACAAACUUGGUCUACACCGCAGCCUGGAGCCCUGGAGGAGGCAGUGAAGCCUCCUUGCUCAACGUGUCAGGCCUUCAGUGCCUCCUGCUGACCGUUCAGCGCUGCCCGGCAGCUGACACCACGUACACUUGUGACCUGCAGAGCCCAGGCCUGACUCCUCUCAGGGUCCCUGUCUCCGUCACCGUCAUCCGGGAUGGGGACACUACCUGCCCUGAGGACUCCUCAGCUGUUGCCUGGAACGUCACCAAGGCUGGCCACGUGGCACAGGCCCCAUGUCCCAUGAACAAGAGGGGAGUGGUGAAGAGGCCCUGUGGGCCUGACGGGGUGUGGGGGCCCAUCCACAGCAGCUGCACAGACCUGGGGCUCCUGGCCUUGUUCUCCAGAGCCAAGCUGCUGAGAGCAGGCCAGGGCAGGCCUGCCGAGGAGGUGCCGCAGAUCCUGGCCCAGCUGUCGAGGCAGGUGGUGGUGGCAGAAUCCCCCUCUGACUUGCUGGCACUGCUGGGCACCUUGAAAUUCCUGGCCGAGUUGGUGGCAGAAGCCAGAAUACAACUUGACCGCAGUGCCUUGGAGGAUCUCCUGACCACCACAGACCAGGUCCUAGCCAUGGACAGCAGAUCUCUGUGGACCCCGGCCCGGGCCCGGAAGCCCUCGGCGGGCUCAACUCUCCUCCUGGCUGUGGAGACCCUGGCACGCAGCCUGUGCCCCCAGGAUCAGCCAUUCUCCUCCAGCCUGCCCAAUGUGCUGCUGCAGACCCAGCUCCUGGGACCCACAUUUCCUGAUGACUACAGAGUUUCCUUCUCCACUCAGCCCCCAGUGCGGGCACAGAUCCCCAGGCGCUCGCUGGCCCCACUGGGCACCAACGUCAGUAUUACUAGCCUGGUGCUACAAAACUUGGACCAUCUUCUGCCCUCCAACUAUGGGCAAGGGCUGGGGGACUCCCUCUAUACCACUCCCGAUCUGCUCCUAGUCAUCUCCAUCAUGACAGGUGGCCAGACCUUCAACCAGGGACAGGUCAUCAUGGACUUUGGGGGCACAGAUGGUGCCCCUCGCUGUGUCUUCUGGGAUCACCAUCUCUUCCAGGGCAGGGGCGGGUGGUCCAAGAAAGGGUGCCAGGCCCAGCCAGCCAGUGCUAGCCCCUACACCACCCAGUGCACCUGCCAGCACCUCACUGCCUUCUCCACCCUCAUGUCCCGACAGGCACCCCCAAAGACACCUGCCCUGGGACUACUGAGUCAGGUGGGCCUGGGGGCGUCCAUCCUGGCACUGCUGGUGUGCCUGGGUGUGUACAGGCUAGUGUGGAGAGUCGUGGUGCGGAACAAGGUUGCCUACUUCCGCCACACCGCCCUGCUCAACGUGGUGCUCUGCCUGCUGGCCGCAGACAGCUGCUUCCUGGGAGCCCUGCUGCUUCCCCCGGUGCCCCGCAGCCCGCUCUGCCUGGCUACUGCCUUCCUCUGCCAUUUCCUCUACUUGGCCACCUUCUUCUGGAUGCUGGCCCAGGCCCUGGUGCUGGCCCACCAGCUGCUCUUCGUCUUCCACCAGCUGUCCAAGCACCGAGUGCUGCCCCUGAUGGUGGCCCUGGGCUACCUGUGCCCACUGGGGUUCGCAGGUGCCACCCUGGGCCUCUACCUGCCACGAGGCCAAUACCUGAAGGAGGGGGAAUGCUGGUUGGAUUGGAAGGGAGGAGCGCUCUACACCUUCGUGGGGCCAGUGCUGACCAUUGUGGGCAUGAACGGGCUGGUUCUAGCUAUGGCUGUGCUGAAGCUGCUGAGACCUUCACUGUCAGAGGGGCCCCCGGUGGAGAAGCGCCAAGCUCUCCUGGGGGUGAUCAAAGCCUUGCUCGUUCUCACACCCAUCUUUGGUCUCACCUGGGGGCUGGGCCUGGUCACUCUGUUCGAGGAAGUCUCCACAGCCCCUCAUUACGUCUUCACCGUUCUCAACAGCUCCCAGGGUGUCUUCAUCCUACUGUUCGGCUGCCUCAUGGAUAAGAAGGUACGAGAGGCUCUCCGCAAACGCUUCUGCCACCCUCAACCUCCCAACUCCACCGUCGGCCCGGCCACGAGUGACACCUACAUCCUGGAACACAGCAAGGAGGACGCGAAAACGCCAGGGGAGAACUGAGCUCUCUGGGACACUGCACAGCGUGGGUUACGAAGAAAAGACAACUUAAUCGAGAGGAACCUCUGCCCUGCCAAACAUUAAAGAUGAAUACCCAGAAUUUCACUUGUUUCUUUUCACAAUUUGGGAAAAUGUGAAUUGGUUCCUUUUUCUUAAGCCUUUAAAAAACACAAUAUACAAGUUCUAUAGACAUAUGCAUGUAUACAAAGACUGAUGUGAGCUUUUUUGUCAGAACAUAACAUUUUUACGUAGAGGCAAAAGUACCAGUGACUGUUAAAAAUGAAGAAAAGAUGAUAAACAUUGACAUUUACAAAUGGCAGGAUCAAGCGAAGACUAGAAAUAGAGAAGAUUUAAAAGAAAAGUUUCUUGAAGACACCAAGACGUCUGGCUGAAUUAACUAACGAAUUUCACAAGAUGAUGAAAGGAUACUAGAAUUUUUAAAAACUAAAAAAAAGAAAUCCAAUAAAUCAGCCUCUGUUAACAAUACAAUGCAUGGAUAGGAUUUUUUU